This is a messenger RNA of Diatraea saccharalis (sugarcane borer), 5778 nucleotides long. Lineage: Eukaryota; Metazoa; Arthropoda; Insecta; Lepidoptera; Crambidae. The record is from the annotation of a GenBank genome assembly.
GAUUUCAAAAGGAAAACUCGGGGAAAGCAAUAGUGUUUUCGUGUUUUUGUGACUAUUUAUUUCAGUGAUAAACAGAUAUCAUAUACGAAAGUAUUGUGAUUUUAAAGAAGUCUUGCGUGCGUGAACAUAUCGCAGCUUCAUCUUUUUGUGAUACUGUUUAAGUGUAUCUGUAAAAACGGCCACUGAAAAGCUUAGUACUUCUGAUCAGCCGAACUACAACACAAUGUAUCAAAACCAAGGUUAUCCGCAAGGUGGAUACCCUCAAGGCGGCUACCCCCAAGGUGGUUACCCUCCUCAGGGUGGUUACCCCCCACAAGGUGGUUACCCUCCUCAGGGUGGCUACCCUCCUCAAGGUGGCUAUCCCCAAGGCGGUUACGCGCCGCCACCGCAACCGGGCUUUCAACCAGCCGGCUAUGGAGGUGCAGGUUAUGGUGAACCACCAGGCUACGUUCCACCUGGCGUCGGCGAGGAUGGUGAAGUCAAAGGCUUCGACUUCAGCGAGAAGUCAAUCAGACGAUCAUUCAUCAGAAAGGUGUAUUCCAUCCUCAUGUGUCAGCUGCUGGUGACUCUAGGAUUCAUAUGUUUGUUUGUAUACCACCAACCGACCAAGAUAUGGGUGUCAAGAAACCACUUCCUCUUUUACAUCGCGCUGGUGGUAGUGUUCGUGUGCCUGAUAGCGAUGGCGUGUUGCGAGAACGUUCGACGCACGUCGCCGAUGAACUUCAUAUUCCUGGCGAUAUUCACCGUUGCGCAGAGUUUUAUGCUCGGCGUCACAGCCAGCAUCUAUAACAGCGACGCGGUGUUGAUGGCUAUCGGUAUAACGAUGGCUGUAUGCUUGGCCAUAACAUUGUUCGCGUUCCAAACUAAAUGGGACUUCACCACCAUGGGCGGAGUACUAGUGUGUGUUCUAGUCGUGUUCAUGCUGUUCGGUCUGAUCGCUAUCUUCUUGCCGCGCUCUCGUAUCUUGACGUUAGUGUACGCAUCGAUCGGCGUGUUGCUGUUCUCCUUCUACCUGAUAUACGAUACACAGCUCAUGAUGGGGGGCAAACAUAAAUACUCGAUCUCACCCGAGGAGUACAUAUUCGCCGCCCUCAACCUGUAUCUAGACAUCAUCAACAUAUUCUUAUACAUUCUCACCAUCAUCGGCGCGGCCAAGGAUUAGGAGGAGGGUCAAGGGCGACGGUCAUCUUCAGCACCUGUUACCGAACUGUAAGGUUCAUAUUUGAAUGCGCGAUUUGAUAUGGCUGCGUUCCGUUUUGCGAUUUUGAUCUAUCGUUACAUUGUGAUGUGUCAAUUCAAAUAUUUUAAGUGUUAGUUUUUUGCUUCUGGACUUUUUCUAUGUAUUGCCAGCGUCGAAAAGUUCUUAUGUGUCUGUUUUUAUUUUUUGUUUGUGUUGAAUACUGUAUCGGUUUCCUUUUUUAAGUGGAUACUACUUAAUUAGCCCACAUUCUCAAUAAUUACUCGUAAUAUUGCAAUUUUUAUUCCAUUUCUCCAUUUUUAUUUUAUUUUACUAUCUGGCAGCUGUGAUUUAGAAUUUUUACAAUUUAAAUACAAGAAUGAAAAGUUUGAGAUUUAUAUUUAGUUUUGAAUUUGGCGCAGCUGUAUUAAGAAAAUUAAGUAUCUAGUAUUAAAAUAUUUAUCUAUCUACUUUUAUAUGUAGAUGUAAUUUAACACGUGGUUUCUAGAUAAGAGGUUUUCAAUUUAAAUACGUAUUUAAUUACGUUCCAAUAUGUUAAAAAAAUAAAUACUCUUACAAUAAUCUGUUGAUAACUGUAAGAGGAACACCGCUUGUCUAGAAAUCUGUUAUGGAAAUCUAAAAAUGACAUUGGGCAUUAUGCGACAAGGAAAGAAUAUUAUGAAUAGAUGGUUUUGAUAGAAAUUUUAAUCGGCAAAAGAUAUAACGAUAGGUACCUUUUUGGCUCGCAUUGCCUAAUGUCACUAACAAAUUAUUCCAUGUUGUGUAUUAAUAUUCUAUUUUUGGUGUUGUCGUGUGUAAUAAUGUACAGUCAACAGCACUUCAUAAACAAAACUGUCAAAUUCCUUCACGCGAUUGUAAUCCUCGUAACAUUAUGAUGAGAGUUUAAAAUCGGUUGCAAAAAUUUGACAUUUUGUGGUAACAAUGUGCUGAUGUAUGUACUUUAAAGUAGUAAGAAUUUAUUGUUUCAUACUUUUGAUUUAAUUUCGGUGUCGUGAUUUAGAAUAUAUAGUUACAUUGUUAAUAUAAACUUGUAUUGCAUUUAUGUAAGUUAUGAAAGGAACGACCGUCGCCCUUAUUUAACGAAAAUACAAUAAUUAGUAAUUAAUUAAUGCUUUACCUAGGCUUGAGUAGUAACUAAACGCGUCCUCUCGUUAAAGUAUAAUCGAUAUUACUAUUAUAUAUGUCGAGUGUUUAACCAACAAGUUCUUAUGGAAUUGUAUCAUUUCACUUUAUAGCUGGAUCAGAACAGACUGUAUGAUUUAUCACCGCUUUUUUGUUUACCGAUUAAUAAGGCCCACUGUUUUUAAAAGAACUACGAUACGCUUCAAUGUUGAGGACAACUGACCAAUAAACUGUCUGUAAACUUGUUACAUGUAGUUUAUUUUUUACAUUUGAGCGUCUGAAAAAAGUGGGCCUUCUUAGCCGAUACUGCUUUUUUCAUAACUACUGUUAAAAAAGAAGAAAAUUUAAUACUUUUUGUAUAUUAAUUAAUUUCAUUCUAAAAUCUGAUUGAACUAUAACGACUUGAGAGUAAUCUAGGUAAUCCUAUUAUUUAACAUAACAUCACCUAGUUUGUAAUCUAUUUAUUUAGGUAUGAUAUUGUUAACAAAGGAGAACUCGCAAAGAUAUAUAAUUAGAUUCAGUCCCUCACAACAGAUGCAUAUUUAAUUAUUUUAAAGUAUGAUAACUAAUCUCAUUGGAGAUGUUUGGGAUAUCUGCCUAUAGCCAGUAUAUAGCUCAAAUCUUCACAAAUGUAUACCAAAUGAGGAAAAUCUAUACUUGUACAGUAUUAAAUAUAACAAUUUUAAACUGUUAUCAUUAUAACGUUACAAUAAUUACUAAUUUAUUUAAAACUACGCUUAAAAGCAAACACAUAGUAACCCUCAAAACCAAAAUUGCUCUUAUGAGCGAGAUAAUUUUUCAAAAAAAUAUAUGUACUGCUCUGAAGAACGAUUUUAUUUUUGCGGUUUACUACGAGUUAAAUUACUUGUAAUAAAUGGCCUCUUGGUCAUUACUUUUUCUAUGCACUAAAACAUGUCAAAUUUAAUUUAUGAUAUAUUUUUAUAGCUUGGAAACUUAUAUGAAUUGAAAAUAUUAUUACAUAUAAAGUUUUGUUACAUGUCGAUAUGGGAUCUGAAAUAAUAAAUGCCAAUUUGCACUUAACCGUUUUUUAUUUACACACUAAAAUACCUGUAUAGUAAACAAUACUUACUCACUAAAUACUUGUUUACCUUGCCACAAGUGUCAAACUAUCUGCAAUGGUCGAGGCUACCUAUAAAUCAAAUUUAUUUAUUAUUUCAGAUGACCCACUUUAAAAAGAAACGCGAUACAAUUACAUUAAAUUUAAAUUUUCUCUCGGUGUAAUUAUUUCAGACACAAAUAUACUGACUGACCAAGCCAGUUGUUUAGUGCCGUCUAAGAAAGCCCACUUUUUUGUAAGCAAAUGCUGAUGAGUUGAAUGGGUAUUUAAAAUACAAUCCUAUUUUCUUAAAAUAACUAAUAUGUAUAUACAGGAAUAAUUUAAAACCACUGCGAAGAUUUUGUGAAAAUAAACUUUAAGUAAUUUAAAUAAACACGUAUUUUUGAUAUGUUCUAAUACUAAAAAAUAAAGUUAUCGCUUAUCAAAGAUCGAGAUUUUAAAACUUAAUUUAUGGAUACCGCGCGCCGUGCGUCAGCUGAGCGCCCGCUCGACGCCGUAGGCAUGUACUCAUAGGUAGGUACCUAGCUACACGGGUCACUGAACGCUCAUUUUGUUAGAUUCGAACUAGAUUUUAUGCCAUGAUCUGAGGUGAUUUCUAAGAGUAAUUCCAAUUUUCCCUUCAUACUUUUAUGGUUAAGGCCAUCAAAAUGCAAAAAAAUAAAAGAGAAACAAAUUCGUUACCUAAAAAAAAAUAUUUACGUUAUGCCGAAGUUACAUAGGUACUUCUGCGUUAAGGCGUAUUUAAAAAAAUUAGAAUCAACUACGUAUUUACAAUAAUGUUGAAUCAAAACAAAUACCUAACUAAUUUUACUUACCAUGUAUUUUAAUAUUUGUUCAAAAUGAAGUCCACGUCUGUCCAGACAUAAACGUGCACAUUUCAUUAAAUUGACAUUUAAUUUGUUUAAAACACUAGUCUCACUUUUCACUUCACUGAAAGCGUUAUUAUUUUUUAUUGUUAAGUCUUCUAGACUUUGUGCCUCCUCUACAUCUCGGCGUUUGACUUCUUCCCAUAAGAAACAGUCCCUCACUUGUGAACAAUGCCUCAUCCGUCUACAAGAUGUUUGCAUUGCGGUGAUGUAGAAGCCACUCACAUAAGGCUCGACGUGGUACUGGGUCUAGGUCAUGGAACUGCUGAACCGGCUGAAAGUGGUACGGAUGGAGUCCGGCUGUUUUUAGCAGCUUCAAUACCGCAGGCUGGUUCACACCAAAGAGAUAUGCCGCAUCGUGAGUACUGACUCUAGGACUUCGUCUGUUAAAAUGGUUCGUCGAAGCAUUAGGGACCGCGGGGUUACGGAUCCCAAAGGCCGCAUACAAGGUAUGCUCUUCGUCGCAUACUUUCUCCGAAUUGCGCUUAUGUAGGUUCUCACCACUCAGAAGAUAAACUCGUACCAUCUCGUAAAACUCACGACGGCGGGCGCGUCGCGUGCGCGGGAACGCCAGGACACGUCACAUCGGCGCGUGCGUAUGAGUCUUACUGUCGCGCGCGUCGCUCGGUACCGGCGGGGCGGUGGGGGCUGUGGCGGGGGGCUACCGGACGCGGCGGGGUUACACGGUGGCGUACGCAAGAGAAGACGUUUUCAUUGAAGUUUUAUUUUAAAAAAUGUGUCCAUAUUCUACCGUUUCGAUAGGGAUAAAAAUAUUUAAAAAAAUUUUUUAACUAAUUAUGGAAAAGUGUUCUAUUACUGAUACUGAACCACCAAAAAAAAUUUUUGCACUGGAAAAUAAUAUUCCUGUAUAUUUUAGUUGUUUUUUAGCACUAAGGCUUUGAAAAAUAUUUGCGUUCUUAAACGGUACUUAAUUUGAACAAAUCAUCACACACCUUAAGAAAUGUACGAGUUUAAUAUAAAUAGUUACAUAUAAUACAUCACUAUGAAUUGCCGCUCGCAGUCUCGCAAUUAUUGAGACCUAUUAUGAGGUGUAAUAUUAUUAAAUGCCAGGACUCGGUGGAGUUGAUAAAAGUAUACUGAACAACUUUUACUACGGGAGCAUCACUGAGUUCACGAACAAAUAAAUCGACUGUUUCAUACAAAAUUGUAAUACCUACAAUCGCCAACAGUAUGAAACAGCUGAUUAAUUUUUCGUGAAUUCAGUGUUGCUCCCAUAGUAGAAUUUAUUCAAUAUGAUUAACUCAUACACUACACGAAGUACUGACACAUACUUUAUAUUUACAGCAGUACAAAAAUAUUAGUAGUUAUAAUAUUGUUUGUUUAGGUUUGUUUUAAAUCUAUUCGAUUUUAACAGAUAGUGUUUCGUUAAUAAUCUAUUGUUAAUAUUAUAUUAUAACAAUUAAUUGGUCCAAUUGUUUCAUUAUUUUGUUGUGAAUAUGUUGUGAAUUUUCAGUAGAUGUUAAGAAACCAAUAAAAUAAUAUUGCGUAAUAUU